Paraglomus occultum is the source of this 315-nucleotide messenger RNA. The record is from the annotation of a GenBank genome assembly. NCBI's taxonomy places the organism in Eukaryota, Fungi, Glomeromycota, Glomeromycetes, Paraglomerales, Paraglomeraceae.
AAAAAUUCAUCACCGCUUUAUGACGAAUUACUUAACUCUUUAGAGGAUGUAGUUGUCUCUGAUUUGUCAUGGAAAGAUUCUAUCGCUAGUCAGAUUAUUAGCGAUGACUCAGAGCUAGUUAAGAAAUUGCCGGAAAAAUUAAAAAGGGUUUUUAUGGAACCAGCUCGUAGGAUGGUACCUAGCCCCUUACCACCAAUUGUUCGAGAAACAUGUAAAGAGUUUGUGUCGGAUUAUGACGAACGACAGAUGGAGGUCUUACCAGGAAAAUUGGAACAUGAUAAAUCUUGGAAAGAAGGGGACGAGAUUCUCGUAGAA